Galeopterus variegatus (Sunda flying lemur) is the source of this 2752-nucleotide messenger RNA. RefSeq lists its product as uncharacterized. The record is from RefSeq and is a predicted model, not a curated record. The transcript is spliced from 6 exons. Lineage: Eukaryota; Metazoa; Chordata; Mammalia; Dermoptera; Cynocephalidae. Bases 660 to 1316 code for a protein of 218 amino acids.
GGACUGUGUGCACGCGUGCGUGCGCGCGGCGCUUGGGGAGCAGCAUGGGUAACUGAGGCCGGGAGGCAGGCCAGUCCUGCACCGACGUCUCGGGUUCGUUUGUGUGGGUGAAUCCCGUGUUCAGUGCCAGAAACUUGAUCGGGCCUCACGCUGGCACGUCUGAGACACCGCCGGAAGUGGGUCUGGGAGCGGUGUUGUGAGUGUGCGGACCUGGAGGGUUGGUCCCUGUGGUCACGGUCCCUCCUGCCCUCGUGUGCAGUCAGUCGCUGGGCGUCUGGAGGAGGCUGGAGGCAGAGCUGGCCGCCUCAGUCCCUGCCAACGAGACUUUGGGCUCCCUCUCUUGUGGAGGCCAGCACAGGGCAAGAGGGGAUUCUGGUAGGUUCUGGCAGCGAGCUGGAAGCUUGAAGGCUGCAGGUGGCUAACGGCUUCUGGAGACCAAGGUUCCCAGGUGGGACAGGGCAGGUAGACGGUCAGGGCGACACUUUGUCCGUCCGAGUGGGGGAGGUAGCCCCAGUGCAGUCAGGGUGAUUGGGAGCGGAAGAGGGCCUUCCUUACAGAGGAAACGGAGUCCCCGGGGGAUCAAGUGACUUGCUGACACAGAGACAGGCAGGACGACAGUUUCCUGGGCCCUUUUCGGGGAGGCUUUUCGGGUGGGCCUGAUGAGGGGGGCCCUUGCGGGCUCCAACUGUCUGUGUGUCUGUUCUUCCCCAACCCUGGUCUCCUGUCCAGAGUGGUGCUGGCACGUUCCAGAGAUGUACAUGCAGGUGGAGACACGCACCGGCUCCUGCCUCCAUCUCAAGAGGGCUCCGGGCAUCCGGUCCUGGUCCCUGCUGAUCGGAAUUUUGUCAAUUGGCCUGGCUGCUGCCUACUACAGUGCAGAUAGUCUGGGCUGGAAGCUCUUCUACGUCACAGGCUGCCUGUUCGUGGCCGUACAGAACUUGGAGGACUGGGAGGAAGCCAUCUUCAGCAAGAGCACCGGGAAGGUCGUUUUGAAGACGUUCAGCCUCUACAAGAAGCUGUUGACUCUCUUCCGAGCCGGCCACGACCAAGUGGUAGUCCUGCUGAAUGACAUCCGAGAUGUGAACGUGGAGGAGGAGAAGGUCCGGUACUUCGGGAAGGGCUACAUGGUGGUGCUCCGGUUUGCGACAGGCUUCUCCCACCCCCUCACCCAGAGCGCAGUCAUGGGCCACCGCAGUGAUGUGGAAGCCGUUGCCAAGCUCAUCGCCAGUUUCCUGGAGCUGCACCGUCUAGAAAGCCCCACAGAGCUGUCUCAGAGCAGUGACAGCGAGGCUGAAGACCCCAGGAGCCAGCACUGACAGAUGCCACCCACAGAGAAGCCCCUUGGCCUUGGCUCCUGACAGGGCCCCCGGCUGAGUCGCCCAUCCUGAGGCUCCAGGGCUGGAAUGUCUGCAUCUGGCCCAUUCCUGCUGCUGCUUCUAUCUUCUGUGUGAGACUGCGGGCUGGGCUUUCUCCCAGGCUAGGACAGGCCAGCGCCAUAUCCAGGGGAGGCACAGGCUGUGGGGCUCAGAAAUCAGCGCCUCCCUGGAACCUGAUGGCGGCUUGGCUUGGGCAUUGUGGCCCUGUCUGGACAGACCUGCCCCAGGUCUCCAAAAUGCAGAGGCCGCCUGAGCUUUCUCCAGUGCAGGGCUUGGACUUCCUGAAGCCAGGUUUGCCAGCCCUGGCAUCUCGUAGGAGUUCAGCUCACAACUUCCAUGUGCAGGAGGGGAGGGCCACUGCUGGGUCAGGUCCCUCUGUGGACACUGAUGCUGGCAUGCUGUCCCAGUGUCCCUUGCCCCAGACGCAGCAUCCCUUCCCUGAUUGGACUUCCUCAGUAGUCAGGGGCCUCCUCAAGGGCAGUCUUUGGGUGGUGAGGUGUGGGGGGCGCGGGGUGAACACCUAGGACCUGCCUGGCUCUGCGUGCUCCCAGGAUCCCGCCUCCCCCACACCAAUGUGCUGCCUGAUGGCUCAUCUUGGGUCCCAUGAGGACUGGCCCUGGGCUGUUGGCCACGAAAGGAUUCCUCCAAUGCCCACCCUCAGCCAGGGCAGAAGCCACUUGUUGAGAGAAGAGGUUAGCUCUUCUAGUAUUGUGCAGUGCUUAAAACCCAAAAGCUUAUGCAGAAACCACAUUCCAGCCUCUCCUGAACCCUGGGAGGACCUGGCAGGAGGGGGUUGAGGUCUCAGCUGCAGCCGCCGCCAUAGAGGCUGAACGCCAGCCCCCACUGACCUGCGCCUGCGUCUUCUCCUGAGUCCAGCCCCUUCCGAGGGGCAGUGCCCAUCAAGAGUGCCCAGUCUGGCCCCUAGGCCUCUGAGCUGAGGACUCCUGAGGCUGCACACCUGGGAAGGACCAGGUAGGACUGGAAAUGCUUGCAGUGUUGCCCAGAUGCAGGGGUCAAAGGCUCCUCGGCACCCUGGGUGCAGCAGGGUGAACAGCUUUGCCCCGGGUCAGGCCGGCCACGUUGGUGAGCAGGACAGGAGAGUAGUGAGACCCUCUUUGCAGUGGCUGCCAGCCAGCCCCUAGUUGGGGGACAGUCAUUUAUGCCAUAGGCUUUAAAUGGUUAAAUCUGAAAUGUCUUUCCUUCCUAAAAUGAAAAGUGUGAAAUGCAGUCAAGGUUUCUCGUUUGCCCCCCGCCCCCAGGCUGUAAGAUACUUUAGAUGCCCCCACCCCACCCCAAGGGCCAGGGUUCCUUCCUAGAUGGAGGGACUUGACAGCCUUGACUGAAACCAACUGUAAACCAGGGUCAUAAUAAAGAAU